AUGCAGUGGAUUGAUAAUCAUAAAUUACGUCAGAUAUCAGCCCGUAUCAAUACUCUAGAUUUGGCUGAUCUACGUCUAGAUUGUAGACUUGAACUAUUUGCUACUAAUAGUGAAGUGAAUCAAUACUUUGGUACAUCAUUAGACCUAGCACAACCAGGAUUAGUAGCUGAGCUAUGGAGUGCAGUACAGAGUUGUCUUAGCUUUAUAGAUACAGAUGUCUAUGAAUUGGUCGACGACUUGAGCCUUCUUACAGCUGCUGAUGAUGAUUCUGGAUCGCAUCUAUGGCAAUUUCAUUACUUUUUUAAUGAUAAUAAACAUAAACGAUUAUUACUAUUUGCCGUAAAGGCUACAUCAAGAUAUGUUCAUGGACAUACGACUGGUUCGGAGGCUGAUGAUGAAGAUGAUAUGAUGAUGCAAACUGGAGAGGUGUAUUCCUCUCCAGCAUCUGCAAGGGGGUAUUAUAGCAGUGAUUCAGAGAGGAGUGGGCAUAAUCACCAAGCGACUAAACAAUCAUCUUCCAAACAGAAUGGUAGUAGAUCAUCAUCAUCAGGCCUCUAUCAACAGCAGCAGCAGAGUGAGGAUCAACAAAGUAGUGUAUGGUCCCAGACUAGUCGUGAAGAUAUUGCUAUGGAUGAUUAUGCUAGUAGUAGCAGUGAUCUAUCUAAUGAUAUGUAUUAGAGAAAAAAGUAAAAUAAUAUAACAUUAUAGUAUUAUUAACCACCAUAAGUAUUAUCUAUGGUUAUUAUUAUGAAUAGGAUGAUGAUAAGGAUAUCAUUAGGAAGACACUGGAUAAUACUCAUACGGUGGUAAUAUCCGUAAUCACUACA
This is a messenger RNA of Perkinsus marinus ATCC 50983, 827 nucleotides long. RefSeq lists its product as hypothetical. NCBI's taxonomy places the organism in Eukaryota, Perkinsozoa, Perkinsida, Perkinsidae. Bases 1 to 678 code for a protein of 225 amino acids. The record is from RefSeq and is a predicted model, not a curated record. The transcript has 6 exons.